UUCUCACACGGUCUUGCCUGUUACCCAAGCCUUUUUCUCCGUUUGCUUUUAUAACUUUAUAUCAAAAUACCUAAACUACCCUCCUCCACACUAAACUCCCCCAAGCGCCUUCCCAUUCACCCAGGUUUUCUUUUCCUUUUUUUCCUCGUCCCUUGUUGCAGAGCCCGUUGUUUCUCUCUCUUCUCCCCUUCUUCAGAUUCGUCAAUCGGACGAUCCAUUUGCCUCCGCCAUGACUCUCAUGACUCCUGCGCCAUUGGAUCAAGAAGAUGAGGAGAUGCUCGUUCCCCAUUCGGAUUUAGUCGAAGGUCCUCAGCCCAUGGAAGUGGUGGCGCAAGCAGAUGCUAGUAGUGCUGUGGAGAAUCAGCCCGUGGAGGAUCCUCAGACAUCUAGAUUCACAUGGACAAUUGAGAACUUUUCUAGGUUGAACACCAAGAAGCACUAUUCCGAGAUAUUCGUCGUUGGUGGUUUUAAAUGGCGGGUGCUUAUUUUUCCAAAAGGAAACAACGUAGACCACUUGUCAAUGUAUUUAGAUGUUGCAGAUUCUGCAACCUUACCAUAUGGGUGGAGUCGUUACGCACAAUUCAGCUUGUCUGUUGUUAAUCAGAUUCAUAACAAAUACUCAAUAAGAAAGGACACACAGCACCAAUUCAAUGCGAGAGAGAGUGAUUGGGGCUUCACAUCAUUCAUGCCCCUCAGCGAUCUUUAUGACCCUGGUAGAGGGUACCUUGUGAAUGAUACAUGUAUAAUUGAAGCUGAGGUUGCUGUUCGUAAGAUUCUAGAUUACUGGACUUAUGAUUCAAAAAAGGAGACUGGUUUUGUUGGACUGAAGAACCAAGGGGCUACUUGUUACAUGAAUUCUCUCUUACAAACUCUCUACCAUAUUCCUUAUUUCAGAAAGGCUGUGUACCAUAUGCCAACUACAGAGAAUGAUAUGCCUUCAGGAAGCAUUCCAUUGGCUCUGCAGAGUUUAUUUUAUAAGCUCCAGUAUAAUGACAACAGUGUUGCAACUAAGGAAUUGACGAAGUCCUUUGGAUGGGACACAUAUGAUUCUUUUAUGCAGCAUGAUGUGCAAGAACUUAAUAGAGUUUUAUGUGAAAAGCUUGAGGAUAAGAUGAAGGGAACUGUAGUGGAGGGGACAAUACAGCAGUUGUUUGAAGGGCACCAUAUGAACUACAUUGAGUGCAUCAAUGUGGACUACAAAUCUACAAGAAAGGAAUCAUUUUAUGACCUACAACUUGAUGUAAAAGGAUGCCGGGAUGUUUAUGCUUCUUUUGACAAGUAUGUAGAAGUUGAACGUCUUGAAGGUGAUAACAGAUACCAAGCUGAGAAUCAUGGUUUACAGGAUGCUAAGAAGGGUGUCUUAUUUAUUGACUUCCCACCAGUUCUUCAACUUCAGCUAAAGCGGUUUGAGUAUGACUUCAUGCGGGACACUAUGGUGAAGAUAAAUGACCGUUAUGAAUUCCCUCUUCAACUUGACCUUGAUAGAGAGAAUGGAAAAUAUUUGUCACCUGACGCAGAUAGGAGUGUUCGCAACCUUUACACACUUCACAGUGUUUUGGUUCAUAGCGGUGGUGUGCAUGGUGGACAUUAUUAUGCUUUUAUCAGGCCGACCCUUUCUGAUCAGUGGUUCAAAUUUGAUGAUGAGCGGGUAACCAAAGAAGAUACUAGGAGGGCAUUGGAGGAACAGUAUGGUGGCGAGGAAGAGUUGCCACAGACAAACCCUGGAUUCAACAACACUCCAUUUAAAUUCACGAAAUACUCAAAUGCAUACAUGCUUGUGUAUAUACGUGAAAGUGACAAGGAGAAAAUCAUUUGUAAUGUGGAUGAGAAGGACAUUGCUGAACACCUUAGGAUAAGGUUGAAGAAAGAACAAGAAGAGAAGGAGGAUAAGAGAAAAUAUAAAGCACAAGCCCACCUUUUUACUAUUAUAAAGGUUGCACGGGAUGAAGACCUUGCAGAGCAAAUUGGAAAGGAUAUAUAUUUUGAUCUUGUGGAUCAUGACAAAGUCCGCAGUUUUCGCAUUCAGAAACAGUGGCCUUUUACCCUUUUCAAGGAGGAAGUGGCCAAAGAGUUUGGUAUUCCAGUCCAAUAUCAACGAUUUUGGAUUUGGGCGAAGCGGCAAAACCAUACUUAUCGUCCCAAUAGACCAUUGACACCCCAAGAGGAAGCACAGUCUGUUGGGCAGUUGAGGGAGGUAUCAACUAAAGUGAACAAUGCAGAACUAAAGUUGUUUUUGGAAGUUGAACUUGGGCCGGAUCUGCGUCCUAUUCCUCCACCUGAAAAAACUAAAGAAGAUAUUCUGCUUUUCUUCAAGCUUUAUGACCCUGAGAAAGAAGAGCUCCGAUAUGUUGGUAGACUUUUUGUGAAGAGUUCUGGUAAACCAAUAGAGAUUCUAACAAAACUAAAUGAAAUGGCUGGAUUUGCUCCUGAUGAAGAGAUUGAACUCUAUGAGGAAAUAAAAUUUGAGCCUUGUGUCAUGUGUGAACACCUCGCUAAGAGGACAUCAUUUCGAUUUAGCCAGAUUGAAGAUGGGGACAUCAUUUGCUUCCAGAAAUCUGCUCCUCCUGAAAGUGAAGAACAAUGCCGGUAUUCUGAUGUCACUUCAUUUUUGGAAUAUGUGCAAAAUCGUCAGGUUGUGCAUUUUCGAGCUUUGGAGAGACCUAAGGAGGAUGAUUUCUGUCUAGAGUUGUCAAAGCUACACAAUUAUGAUGAUGUUGUGGAAAGAGUGGCUCGUAGACUUGGUUUGGAUGAUCCAUCCAAAAUCAGACUUACAUCUCACAACUGCUAUUCCCAGCAACCUAAGCCCCAACCAAUUAAAUAUCGAGGUGUAGAGCAUUUGUCAGACAUGCUUGUGCAUUACAAUCAGAGUUCUGAUAUUUUAUAUUAUGAAGUUCUAGACAUCCCUCUUCCAGAAUUGCAAGGUCUGAAAAAUCUGAAAGUUGCUUUUCAUCAUGCUACAAAGGAUGAUGUGAUAAUUCACAAUAUUAGAUUGCCUAAACAGAGUACUGUUGGAGAUGUGAUUAAUGAACUUAAGACAAAGGUUGAGUUGUCUCAUCCAAAUGCAGAACUUAGACUGCUUGAAGUUUUCUAUCACAAGAUUUAUAAGAUCUUUCCACCCAGUGAAAAAAUCGAGAAUAUAAAUGACCAAUACUGGACACUCCGUGCAGAGGAGAUUCCAGAAGAAGAGAAGAAUCUUGGUCCCCAUGAUCGCUUGAUUCAUGUUUACCACUUCACAAAGGAGACUGUACAGAAUCAGAUGCAAGUACAAAAUUUUGGUGAACCCUUUUUCUUGAUCAUCCAUGAAGGCGAAACUCUUGCUGAAGUUAAAGAGCGCAUACAAAAGAAAUUGCAGGUUCCGGAUGAGGAGUUUUCAAAGUGGAAGUUUGCUUUUCUAUCACUGGGUCGUCCAGAGUACCUGCAGGAUUCUGACAUUGUGUCCAGCCGUUUUCAGAGAAGAGAUGUUUAUGGUGCUUGGGAACAGUACCUUGGGCUGGAGCACUCUGAUACUGCUCCUAAAAGGGCUUAUGCAGCAAAUCAGAACCGCCACACAUUUGAGAAGCCGGUUAAAAUAUACAACUAGAAAAGGAUUGAUGAAACCUCCUUCAGUGCAUGACUGAACCCGAUAUUUUCUGAGUGACACAUACAAUGUGAAAAGGGAAAAGGAUGAAUGGACAACAACAGAUUGGAACACAACAAAAGCAGCUUGCUUUCACAAGGUUUCUGUAGGGUUUGGUUGAUUGUUGGUUUUGUAGGGCAUAUAAUUUUUUUUUUCCCGUGAUGUGGGUGGGGGGGGAGAGGGGAGGUCUUCUCCCAAAUGUGGUCAUUCAACCCUGAGCUUUUCCUUGUCCUUUGCUCUUUCUUGAUGAGAGGGUUAGUGGGUUUCCAUUUUCCGGUUCCAGUGUAAUCUAGCAGUACAUAAAGAAGAUUUUGGAUAAGGGAUGUAUACCGGGUAUAGUGGGGGUACCUUUUUACAAUCAUUCUUUUUUCCUUUGUAGUUCUUUUUCCCCUCCUUGUCUCCUAAUUGGUCCGGAUUUUCAUUUGAUGUUUUAUUAGGGGAUGGGGGUUUGUAUAAUGGUUGGAUGAAAGGUCACAUUCUAAUCUUGUGUAAAAGGUACAACUGCCAAGCCCAGAUUGGUUUUCUACGAGGUUUCUCUUUAGUUAAAUUAUUGUUUCAAGGUCUA
Messenger RNA from Vitis vinifera (wine grape), 4181 nucleotides. Its product is annotated as ubiquitin C-terminal hydrolase 12. Gene Ontology annotation, cellular component: nucleus; cytosol. Bases 230 to 3580 code for a protein of 1116 amino acids. The transcript is spliced from 32 exons. Gene Ontology annotation, molecular function: cysteine-type deubiquitinase activity; protein binding; cysteine-type endopeptidase activity. Gene Ontology annotation, biological process: regulation of protein stability; protein deubiquitination. Lineage: Eukaryota; Viridiplantae; Streptophyta; Magnoliopsida; Vitales; Vitaceae. The record is from RefSeq and is a predicted model, not a curated record.